UAAACUUCAAACGUAUUUUAAUCGUUCAAUCAGAAAUAACAAUGGCGCGUACCAAGCAGACUGCCCGUAAAUCCACUGGUGGUAAGGCACCACGUAAGCAAUUGGCCACUAAGGCUGCCCGCAAAUCCGCUCCCGUUGCCGGUGGUAUCAAGAAGCCACACAGGUACCGCCCCGGAACUGUUGCUCUUCGUGAAAUUAGGAGGUACCAGAAGUCCACUGAGCUUCUUAUCCGCAAGUUGCCAUUCCAGCGUCUUGUAAGGGAAAUUGCUCAAGAUUUCAAGACUGACCUUAGGUUCCAAUCCUCUGCUGUUCUUGCUCUUCAGGAAGCUGCUGAGGCUUACCUUGUUGGUCUUUUCGAGGACACCAACCUUUGUGCCAUUCACGCUAAGCGUGUUACCAUUAUGCCCAAGGACAUCCAGCUUGCCAGGAGGAUCAGGGGUGAGAGAGCUUAAAGCUCCUAUUCCAUAUGAAAUGUAAGCGUACUCUAAUAUCGUUUAAGGCUUCACUUGAAGCCAUCAAAUACUUUAAUUUAAUAUUGCUAUUCAAUCU
This is a messenger RNA of Babesia bovis T2Bo, 549 nucleotides long. RefSeq names its product putative histone H3. Bases 42 to 452 code for a protein of 136 amino acids. Lineage: Eukaryota; Apicomplexa; Aconoidasida; Piroplasmida; Babesiidae. Gene Ontology annotation, cellular component: nucleosome. Gene Ontology annotation, molecular function: protein heterodimerization activity; DNA binding; structural constituent of chromatin. The transcript has a single exon. The record is from RefSeq and is a predicted model, not a curated record.